UUGAAUAAAAUACAAGAGCAUGGCAUGAGUGUUGUCGUUCAGGCUUGUGCGCUUGGUCCAGUAGCGUUUGAGUAGCACUGGAUAGAUGGGCAAACAGUUGUAGGGCGUACUCUUGGAAAAGUUUGUAGCAUAUCCAGCGAAAUCAACGGAUGACUGUGACUGAUCUGAGAGGACUUUUGAUCUUAGUUGACAUUAAACCUAUGCGUUUCAGGGAGCGGGCGACACGUGUUGUGGCGUCUUAUAAACCGUGCGUAGUAGUCGUUUCUUUCUUGACGAGACGAGACAUUGCGUUUGGAGGGAAGGACGUCUAACCCCGGGGGGAUAAGAUGACAGCGAUCAGAAUGGUUUCAUCAGUGCUGCUCCUGGUGCUGAUGCAGUCCGGAGCUCUGUGCGCGCGGAGGUUCCGAGGCGGCCGCAACCCGCAACCGCGGCGCGCACCACCUCCUCCCACGUACCGGGCCGACCGGGUCGACACCACGGAGAGCUUCCCUCUGGAUUUCACCGCCGUGGAGGAGAACAUGGAUAACUUCAUGACACAGGUCAAGAACCUGGCGCAGUCCCUGUACCCGUGCUCGGCGCAGAAGCUCGACUACGACAUGAAGCUGAACCUUUUGGAGAACACGUCAGUCACCUGUAACGACGGAAGUCCCGCGGGGUACUACCUGAAAGAAUCGAGAGGCAGCAGACGGUGGUUGAUAUUCUUAGAGGGUGGCUGGUACUGCUUCAACAAGGAGAACUGUGAUAGCCGAUAUGAGACCAUGAGGAGAUUGAUGAGCUCUUCCAAGUGGCCCCAGACUAAAACAGGCACGGGGAUCCUGUCUCCGCUGCCUGAGGAAAACCCUCACUGGUGGAAUGCCAACAUGGUGUUCAUCCCAUACUGCUCCAGCGACGUGUGGAGUGGCGCUACAGCCAAAACGGAGCAAAAUGGCUAUGCCUUCAUGGGCUCACUGAUUAUUCAGGAAGUUGUGAAGGACCUGCUGAACAAAGGUCUGGACAACGCCAAGGUCCUCCUAUUAGCAGGAAGCAGUGCCGGUGGUACUGGGGUCCUGCUGAAUGUGGACCGCGUGGCAGAGCUACUAGAGGGACUGGGACACACUGGAAUACAAGUGCGAGGUCUGUCUGAUUCUGGCUGGUUCCUGGACAACAAGCAGUACCACUGCACAGACUGUGUGGACACUGUCAGCUGUGCUCCAACUGAGACCAUCAAGAGAGGCAUCAAGUACUGGGGAGGAGUAGUGCCAGAGAGGUGCAGGCAGACCCAUCAAGGGGAAGAGUGGAACUGUUUCUUUGGAUACAGAGUAUUCCCAUCAAUAAAAAGCCCCGUGUUUGUGGUCCAGUGGCUCUUUGAUGAGGCCCAGUUGACAGUGGACAACAUCCAGCUAACAGGCCAGCCUGUGCAGGAAGGCCAGUGGCGCUACAUCCAAAAUCUGGGCAUAGAGCUCAGGAACACACUCAAAGAUGUCCCGGCUAUGUUUGCUCCAGCCUGCCUAUCUCAUGAAGUUAUCACCAGAAAUUACUGGAUUGAUGUGCAGGUCAAGGGCACUUCCUUGCCCCGAGCGCUGCACUGCUGGGACCGGAGCCUCCACGACAACAGGAACAACAAAGCUCCGCCCAAGGGCUGUCCAGUACAUUUGAUUGACAGUUGCCCAUGGCCACACUGCAACCCCACCUGCCCAACCAUCCGAGACCAGUUCACGGGGCAAGAAAUGAACGUCAUCCAGUUCCUCAUGCACAUGGGCUUCGACGUGCAGAAGAUGGCCCAGCAGCAGGGCAUGGACCCCAGCAAGCUACUGGGCAUGCUCAGCAGCGGCAGCUAAAGGGACACACAUAUGCUCAGUAUCUCCAAGCUAAGCCCAAGCAGGGUUGUCUGGUCUUCUCUGACCAGUCUCCCACGCCUGAUACCUCCAAGUACCCAUCCACCUUCACAACCCAUUCUACCUAUGGUCUAUUCCCCUCUGACCUCCUGUUUACGUUAGUCCAAACCUCAGUCAUACAAAGGGGCUUAGAUUUUGUCCCACAAUCCCUUUCUUCACAGUACUGGUUGACAGGUAAAGGGGCAACAUGCCACCACGACAAGGCACAACUCUCUGCUACUCUCCAUUUAAAUUAUCUUUUGCUUUGUAAAAGAAAAAAAUAUCACGAAUGUAAUCCAGUUUUAAGGAUACUCAUUGAUGGUUUCUUUUUUAUAUUAUUUUCAUCCUUCCAUAUAGAUUAUAUUUAGUCAUUGCUAAAAAAAAAACACGACAAUGACUUAAGGAUGCUGUCUUUGUUAAGUAGUCACUACAGAGUAUAUAAGGAUAUAACUUUGUUCACACAGUUUUAUAGUUGGGUUCUACAAACAUCACAAAACAGGGACGUAUGAUGAGUUGAAAAAAGCACUGGAUCAGGAAGAAAAUUUUGUAUUUACCUCUAAAGCAAUGGCAAGACUUACAGAGAGAGACAAGUGACACUAAUAUUCCUAAUAAUCAACUUAACACACUCUUAUUGGAUAUUAUUUCUAGCUAAUGAAAGUAAUCAAAAAAAAAAAAUAGUAUGAGAAAAGACAGAGAAUGCUCCACACUUUAAAUUAUUGUUGUGAUUAUCACGGGAUAACAGAAAAGGUCCCUCUCAUUCUUGACAGUGUUGGAAUCUAUGUGGCUUGACAGCUGCGAAAAUGCCUCGAUGUCCGGUUCUUUCAGUCGUCAAGUUCUGAAACUGAUAGUGGUGCUAAAGUCGACCUGGAAACACUUCUCAAGGUCUAUUGGUAUCUACCCACACACCACAGUGCCAUUACAUCUAGUCUAUACCUCUUUUUCACAGGCCACAUCAUCACAAGAAGACUGUUUGAACCCGAUCGAAGGGUACACAUUCAUGUUAGGUCACCUCAGUAGUUUGGCAGUCCUCAAGUCAAUGCAAUGAACAUUUAAAGGGAGACAAAUAUUGUGUAUUGUAUAUUUUUUUGAGUAUUUGUAUAGGUUCUUUCAAGUGUUCAUUAUUGCAACUCCCUUCUUAUAUUUCAUAAUAGAGAUCACUUUUUAAUAUAAUGACAAUGUUGUAUGUAAUGAUGUCUUUAUAAAUGAUGUUUUUAAAGGACCUCUAUUUCGCAUUACACCAGAGAAGGAAAGGUAUUACUAAUUGUAAUUUUAUUCUGUAACAUAUUUUUUAACAGAAAAAAACUCAAGCUACAUUGGUAAUUUACAUAUUUAUUUUGUUAUGUAAAUCAUAUUUAUAAGUGCUAUUUUCACAGAGAAGUGAUUCUUUGUAAAUUGUAAAUACAUUGCUGGUUUCUCUCUUUGUGUUGAUUGCAUGUCUUUGUAUCAGACCUUAAAGAGAAUACAUACAUACAUAUACUACAAGGUAAA
Lates calcarifer (barramundi perch) is the source of this 3341-nucleotide messenger RNA. RefSeq names its product notum, palmitoleoyl-protein carboxylesterase a (gene notum1a). Bases 327 to 1817 code for a protein of 496 amino acids. The record is from RefSeq and is a predicted model, not a curated record. Gene Ontology annotation, molecular function: hydrolase activity. Lineage: Eukaryota; Metazoa; Chordata; Actinopteri; Centropomidae. The transcript is spliced from 11 exons.